Hipposideros armiger (great roundleaf bat) is the source of this 6383-nucleotide messenger RNA. It is a transcript of the gene AK5, whose product is annotated as adenylate kinase 5. The coding region runs from base 387 to 2063 and encodes 558 amino acids. The transcript has 14 exons. Gene Ontology annotation, biological process: ATP metabolic process. Gene Ontology annotation, cellular component: cytoplasm. The record is from RefSeq and is a predicted model, not a curated record. Gene Ontology annotation, molecular function: AMP kinase activity; ATP binding. NCBI's taxonomy places the organism in Eukaryota, Metazoa, Chordata, Mammalia, Chiroptera, Hipposideridae.
UGACUGGCCGCCGCUGCAGACUGGGCUCCGGGAGGCGCUGAGAGCCGCGCGCUGAGCGGGAGAGGCAGGCGGGCUGCUGCCUGGCGUCCGCGGCGCCGUCCUCCCUCCUCCACUGCCUCCGCCCCUCCCCUGGCGGCCGCGCUGCCUGGGAGCCAGGGAAGCCGCUGCUCCGAGCCCUCAGCCGGGGUGCGGGGGCCAGCACCGAGGCGAGGGCGGCGGAAGACCGGAGACCGUAGCCCCGAGGGAGAGGCAGAGAGGGGGCCCUGGCCUGGGCGGUCCGAGCUGAGCGUGUGUGUGCGCGUAAGAGCGGGGGCUGCACGGUGCACGGCGCGGACCCAGCCAGCCCCAACCCAAGUCGCCGCAGCCGAGACACGCGCGGUACAGCCAUGAACACCAACGAUGCCAAGGAGUAUCUGGCCCGAAGGGAAAUCCCUCAGCUUUUCGAGAGCCUUUUGAAUGGACUGAUGUGUUCUAAGCCUGAAGACCCAGUAGAGUACUUGGAAAGUUGUUUACAGAAAGUAAAGGAACUAGGUGGCUGUGACAAGGUGAAAUGGGAUACGUUUGUCAGCCAGGAAAAGAAGACCUUACCUCCACUCAAUGGAGGACAGUCACGGAGAUCCUUUCUGAGAAAUGUAAUGCCUGAAAAUGCAAACUUUCCAUAUCGGCGGUAUGAUCGGCUCCCUCCAAUCCAUCAAUUCUCCAUAGAAAGUGACACAGACCUCUCCGAGACUGCAGAGUUAAUUGAGGAAUAUGAGGUUUUUGAUCCUGCUAGACCUCGGCCAAAAAUCAUUCUUGUCAUAGGUGGCCCAGGAAGUGGAAAGGGUACUCAAAGUUUGAAAAUCGCAGAACGUUAUGGAUUCCAGUACAUCUCAGUGGGAGAACUAUUGAGGAAGAAGAUCCACAGUACCAGCAGUAACAGGAAGUGGAGUCUUAUUGCCAAAAUAAUUACAACUGGAGAAUUGGCCCCACAGGAAACAACAAUUACAGAGAUAAAACAGAAAUUGAUGCAAAUACCUGAUGAAGUGGGCAUUGUUAUUGAUGGCUUUCCAAGAGAUGUUGCCCAGGCUCUAUCUUUUGAGGACCAAAUCUGUACUCCCGACUUGGUGGUGUUCCUGGCUUGUGCCAAUCAGAGGCUCAAAGAAAGAUUACAGAAGCGUGCAGAGCAACAGGGGCGGCCUGAUGACAAUCUGAAAGCUACCCAAAGGAGACUAAUGAACUUCAAACAGAAUGCUGCUCCGUUGGUUAAAUACUUCCAGGAAAAGGGGCUCAUCAUGACCUUUGAUGCUGACCGAGACGAGGAUGAGGUGUUCUAUGACAUCAGCAUGGCAGUUGACAGCAAGUUAUUUCCAAACAAAGAGGCUGCGGCAGGUUCAAGUGACCUUGAUCCUGCAGUGAUGUUGGACCCUGGAGAGAUCCUUGAUACAGGAUCUGAUUAUGAAGAUCAGGGUGAUGACCAGUUAAAUAUAUUUGGAGAGGACGCCAUGGGAGGUGUCAUGGAAGAUUUGAGGAAGUGUAAAAUUAUUUUCAUAAUUGGCGGCCCUGGCUCUGGCAAAGGCACACAGUGUGAAAAGCUGGUGGAAAAAUAUGGAUUUACACAUCUCGCAACUGGUGAGCUCCUGCGUAAUGAGCUGUCAUUGGAAUCAGAAAGAAGCAAAUUGAUCAGAGACAUCAUGGAACGAGGCGACGUGGUACCCUCAGGCAUCAUCCUGGAGCUCCUGAAGGAGGCCAUGGUGGCCAGCCUGGGCCACACCAAGGGCUUCCUGAUUGACGGCUAUCCUCAGGAAGUGAAGCAAGGAGAAGAGUUCGGACGUAGGAUUGGAGACCCGCACUUGGUGAUCUGUAUGGACUGCUCUGCAGACACCAUGACCGCCCGCCUCCUCCAGAGCAGUCCAUGUGCAGACAACACCUGCACCAUCGCCAAGCGCCUUGAAACCUACUACCGAGCAUCCAUCCCGGUGAUCGCCUACUAUGAAACGAAGACACAGCUACAUAAGGUAAACGCAGAGGGGACACCAGAGGAAGUUUUUCUUCAACUCUGCACAGCUAUUGACUCUAUUUUCUGAAGGCCUAAUGCAUGUAUGUUGAGAGUCGAGACAGAGAAAAAUAUGAAAAGGUUCCUACCUUAACACAGUAUGUUUCAGAUUCAACUUUGUGUGUCCCCCUCAAAUCCUGACAUUACUGUUCGUUUCCCAGCCUGACCUGUCUGAGCGGUGUCUGGAAAUCAUGCAUGGUGUAUUUGGUAUUCUCCAACCUUUUCGUCUUAAUUCAGACAGCUGUCUGUACUCAGCACGCACCCUAUUCCAUCAGUAGGUUACAUCUCAGAGCUAAGUUAGCGGGUGGGCAGCAGUGCAGUGCCAGUCUGUGUCAGCUGUGCCCUCAGGACUUGCUCGAGUCUGAUCGUUCGGUCUACUCUCAUCAGAUAGGGAGUUAGCAUCCCUAACUCGCCAUCACAUCUUCCUUCCUCUCCCGAAGAUCUGUAUGCUGCUGCCUGAUGAAAGCCCUUAAUAUGGGGGUCAGGCCUGGACAUCUUCCUCUGGUGACGGUCUCUUUGUUCGCUCAAGUCUUACCCACUAGUAGCUCAGAGCCAGAGAGAUUAGGUUGACAAUGCCAACUACUGAUAAGAAAUCUGAUUAAAUUUGACCAAUUUGAUAAGGAAAAAUGUGAAAUUGUAGAGCUUUGCCAAGACAGCAAAACCCAGAUAGUUACCAAUAACAUUUCUCUAUUCAUUUUUAUGAAACUGGCUACUUUGGAAUACUAUCACAAUGGCUAAGAGAACAAAUUGGGCGAAAAUUGACUAACCUCGUCUCUUCUGUACCUGGUGGUGUAUAUUUUGGCAAUUUUACAUUAACACCAAUGACCACAUGUAAUGACCAAAUGUAAUUUAAAAGCAUGAGGUGAUUUAUUAUUGCAUCCACUGGACUAAUGUCAACUUACAGUUUUGACUUUAAAUGAUCACCAACUUACUUAAUAUUGUUGCCAAGCAAAUAAAAAAAAUACACUAACAGCAACAAAACUGAUGUGGACUUGGGAGGGGCAUGUCAGUGCACAAUGUUUAACAGAUCCCAAUGCUGUAUUUGUUUCAUAUGAGCCCUUUCCAGGGCUUUGCAGUCCUUAUACCCAAAUGUAAAAUUGUUUCUUCGCAUCAAACCAGUGAAGUUUGGGUUCUCUUUUGUGCUAUCAGUUGCCAAAACCAGAGCUUCUUAUGUGUUCUUCUGGAAUAACUGCAUCUUCUUCCAUUCAGUCACUACAAUGGACCAUCAUUUGUUUGCAUGAUUUUUUUUUUUCUUCAAUGGCAGUGCAGUUAAGAAUCCAUUUCUGAGACAAAAUUGUAUUUUUGAAGUCAUUUUUUUUUCUUGAAAUGGCUAUGUACAAAUAAAGUAAAUGGAACACAGGAUAACUCUUUUUCUAUUUAUUUGUAACUCACAUCAUUCUGGAAAGCAUUUGAAGCCUUAUUCCAAACAGAAUUCGAAGCAAACACAGUUAAUAGUUGAGAUUUACGAUAUGCUCAUAUGGUUUUAAUUUUGGCCUUAGAUCAGUUUCAAGCUAUUACAGAGAAAACCCUCAGUGUAGUCAUGAUACAUGGUAAUUUUCGCAUUUCCUUAUUAGCCAUUCUUAAACAGAAAUGUCAGUGUUUGCUAAGAAAGAAAUUAAAUUUCCUUGGUUACAAUUACGCCUCUAUUAACAAAAAGGGGCAUGCUCCUACAACUCACACGGUUGUCAAAUACUUUAUUACUACCCCAAGUUGUCACACACUUUAUAGGGGAGCAGAAGGAGUAUUUGAGCAAAUUAGAAAAAAAAGUUACAGGAUGAAAAUGAUCAGUUGUGCCAGAAAACAUAAAACGACUUUACACACAUACCACGUAUUGGCAAACACCCGUCUAUCCCCACCAGCUCUGACAGCGCGGGUGAGGGAAAUGUGACAGCAGGGCAGCAAACUGUAGUUGCCUGCCCUCUUGAAAGGAAUCAGCCGGGGUAAGUGGCUUUGUCCCUAAAGAGUUCUAGAGAUGCAAAUCAAGUCUUCUACAGAAUGGCUAAAACACACUUUACUGAUUUGAAUGGCAGGAAAUGAUACCACUUUAAAGUCAUAGGAUUUUAAAGCAGAAAGGGACCUUAGAGGUCUCUGCUCAGCAGAAGACCCUGUGUGUAUGUAGAAGACAUCAAAACAUGAUCCAAACUGCUUUACAAUGGUCUACAUUCAAGGCCUCACCUAUCUGGCCCUGUUCCCUCUCACCCCAUCAACCACCACUCUCCUUGUGCCCAUCUGGCUCAAGCCACACUGGCCUCUUCAUGUUGCCUCAAGCCAGCUCUUGACCGCAUCAGGGCCUGUUGUUGCUAUGCCCCCACCUCUUCCUCCAGGUGACCCGCAGGCCUAAUUCCCUCACUCCAUUCAGGUCUUUGUUUGUAUUUACCCUGGUCAUUGAGGCGUUCGAUUAUUCCAUCGAAAAUGACAGAAUGGGCCCCAUUCUUCCACCAUUUUUCUUCAAGCAUUAUUUUUCUGCACAGCACUUACCUCUGCCUAAAACUCCAUGUCUCUUAUUUACUUGUUUAUUGCCACUCUUCUGCAUUAGACUACAAGCUCCAAGGGCAAGGCUUUGUAUCCUCAUUCCCACACUGAGCCGUUAUUGAAAGCUGACAUUUAAAUCCUCCAAACCUUAGUUUCCUCCUCUAUAGUGGGGGUCAUGACAGUCACCUCACAGAGGUGUCGUGAGGACUGAACAAGUUAAAACAUGGAAAUCAGCUACUAGAUCCCAAUGCUCAAUAAAAGGGGGUUCUCUGACAAAAUUUACCAAGUGCCUCACUUCCACAAUUGGGACUGGAACCCAGGAUCUCCACUCUAGUGCCCUUUCCAUGAGUCUAAAAAUACCGCUGAGAAUCAAGAUACAAGGCCUAACUGGGGUCCCAGAGAGAAACACAACCUUCUCAGCCACCCACAGUUGAGCCACGUCCUCCAGAUAAGAUAGGAUACAGUUCCUCAGUCCCUUCAGGGCCCUCCCUGUAAAGGAUAUCUCCUAAGGCAAGCCCUCUGUGGCUCCCACAGACACACUCAGACAUCGGUGGUGUCUUACCUUCCUAGAGAAAAGAUGUAACUCACCAAAAUAUUCGUCAUACUACUGAAAAAUAUUUAUUGAGAUUCUAAUAAGAAUCAGGCCCUAGGGAUACAGGCAGACAUGGAUGGUCUCUGUCUCUAUGGAGCUAAAUGUGACACCACUCUCAAAAAUCCACUUAAUCAGCUAUAUGAACUGUGGAAAAAAAAAGAAGUAACGUUUUAGUUUUUUUCUGGGAUCAUUAAACAGAAGCACAUUUAUCAUCCAGGUAAGAAAUAAAAACAAACACUUUGCAGGCUAAAAAGGACUACGCCUCCAUAAACUUGUAGAAAAACCUACUUGUUAUCUGGAGACUUCCGAUCCCAUCCACCGCACCUAGCAUCGGCUUUCAAACUUCGUUAUCCACAGUAAAAACUACAGUUUAUAUAGCAUGCCACAUUAUAUUUAUAACUAAAAAAGACAUUUCACAAAACAUUUAUCCUUACUACAUGUGAUGUACUAUUUUCUGUUUCUUUUUUUUCCCUUAAUGUUCCUCACACCACAGUAAACUGUUACGUUCCACAAUUUAAUUUCAACAAAGGGAAAGGGGAGAAGAAUGGACAAGGCAUACUAUUAGGUGAAGUGAGAGGCACCAAACGCAUGUGGAAACAAAGUCUACCUGAGGCAGGAGACAAGCCUUAGUCCCAACUUUGCCUACAGCCUCAUAACCACGUUUGCUGUCAAAUGAGAAUAUGUACAUGAUAUGCGUGUUUCCCUACUUCAUCAUGGCAGACCAUUUCAGUGCUUUUCCCCCAGCCACAGACCUGCUUCUCUGUUCUGUGCUAUAAACCUGGAUGUGUACUCAGGUUUGUACUCUAGGAACACUACACCAGAAAAAAAACAAACCAGAAAAUCAACCCCCACACACCUCCACCUCCACAACCUCAGUGAUGCCUGACACAAAGGGAAACGGGGUCGAGAGGCAGACACCGGCCCUGUCCAGGUUAAAAUGCAGGCACCUCCACUUUACUAACUGUAUAUGAUUUGGGGCAAGUUAUUUAACCUCUCUGGUUAGAUUUCCUCGUAUGAAAACAGGAUAAUACAUGAACCUGCCUCAUAAGGCUGUGAGAAUUAAAUCAAUUACUAUGUGCUUGCUUGGCACAUAGUAAGCACUAUAGAUAUCAGUGUUUGCUAUUAUUAUUACUGCACAUCACACAAAUCAAAAACUCCUCUGCUUAAACCUGAAAGCAGUGGUUUUAGGUGCCAUUAAAAGUUCCUUCAGUUCUUAAUCAAAUAAUUUGAGCACAUUAUUUCAGGAAAUACUACCUCUGACCUCCUGACUACUACUUAACAAGCAAU